Drosophila serrata is the source of this 1684-nucleotide messenger RNA. RefSeq names its product putative cytochrome P450 6a14. Gene Ontology annotation, molecular function: monooxygenase activity; iron ion binding; heme binding. Lineage: Eukaryota; Metazoa; Arthropoda; Insecta; Diptera; Drosophilidae. The record is from RefSeq and is a predicted model, not a curated record.
UUUACCCCGAGAAGUUUCAAGCGUUCAAUUCGCAAUGCUGCUAACAAUCGCCCUGCUGGGCGUGGUUCUGGCCUUGGUUUACAAUUUCUACCACAACAUCUACACCUAUUGGGCACGGAAGGGAGUGCCCUACGAACCUCCACUUCCGGUGAUCGGGAACAUGAAGGGAAUCGGUUCCAAGUUCCAUUUCCGGGACAUCAACCAGAGAAUCUACGAUCAGUUCAAGGGAAUGGAUCCAUUUGCUGGAAUGUUUUUGUUCUUCAGGCGCGUUGCUAUGAUCAUCGACUUGGAUCUCAUCAAGCAAGUGCUGAUCAAGGACUUCAACUACUUCCAGGACCGGGGUGCUUUCACUAACCCACGAGACGAUCCCUUGACGGGACAUCUCUUCGCCCUGGAAGGUGAGGAGUGGAAAUCAAUGCGGACAAAGUUGUCGCCAGUGUUUACAUCAGGCAAGAUCAAGCACAUGUCCGGUGUGAUCGUGGAGGUUAGCCACCACCUGGUCGAUACCAUGGAUAAGACGGUGAAAGCUGCCUCAGUGGACGAUGGGGAUGUGGAGAUCAAGGAACUGUGUGCUCGCUUUACAACGGAUGUGAUUGGAUCCUGCGCCUUUGGCCUAGAGUGCAACAGUCUCAAGGAUCCGAAUGCCGAAUUUCGGGCAAUGGGACGUGCCAUCUUUGAAAGACGUCGUCAUCCUCAAUUAAUUCAAGUUUUUCUUUUCACCAAUGCCAAGUUGGCCAGAACUCUGCGGAUGAAGGUGAUGCCCGAUGAUCUCACAGAGUUCUUUAUGUCCACUGUGAGAAAUACCGUCGAUUACAGGCAGAAGAAUAACAUAAAGCGAAACGAUUUCAUCGACCAAUUGAUCCAACUGAAGGCCGAGAACGAGGAGGCUGCUAGAAAGGGCAAGGGAAUCGACCUUUCACAUGGGUUGACCUUGGAGCAAAUGGCUGCCCAGGCCUUUGUGUUCUUUGUAGCUGGGUUCGAGACCUCCUCGAGUACGAUGUCCUUCUGUCUGUAUGAGCUAGCCCUGCAGCAGGAUAUCCAAGAUCGAGUUAGGGAAGAGAUUAAAAGUGUCCUCAGCAAGACCGAGGGAGGAGAGAUCACUUAUGACUCCGUAUCCGAAAUGACAUAUCUGGAACAGGUGUUGGCUGAAACCCUUCGCAAGCACCCCAUUGUUCCUCAUCUCAUAAGGGAGACCGACAGGAACUACAAGGUUCCCAACAUGGAUGUGGUCAUUGAGACGGGCACUCAACUGCUGAUUCCCGUUCACAGUAUUCACCAUGAUCCUGAGAUAUAUCCAGAGCCAGAGAAGUUCGAUCCGAGUCGUUUUGAGCCUGAGGAAGCGAAGGCCCGCCACCCGAUGGCCUAUCUGCCCUUCGGGGAUGGUCCUCGUAACUGUAUUGGCUUGAGGUUUGGAAAGAUCCAAUCGAAGAUUGGUCUGGCCGCUCUGCUUCAUAACUUCAAGUUUAGUGUUUCCAAGCGCACGGAAGUUCCCCUGAUUUUGAGUAACAAAUCUUUUACCCUUUCCACCCAAAAUGGCAUUCACCUGAAAGUGGAAAGAGUUUAAGGUUUUGUGUGAUGUGUUAAAUAUAAAAUUACUCUUUGUUUCUCUCUCUUAAUCUCUAUCUUUUUGGUAUGACUAUCUGCCCUUCGAAAAACUUUGUUUUACCGAUGUAAUAUAUCUAGA